Molecule: messenger RNA, 879 nt
Organism: Paramacrobiotus metropolitanus
Lineage: Eukaryota; Metazoa; Tardigrada; Eutardigrada; Parachela; Macrobiotidae
Exons: 3
Coding region: 73-879 (268 amino acids)
Biological process (GO): detection of chemical stimulus involved in sensory perception of taste
Cellular component (GO): membrane
Molecular function (GO): taste receptor activity
Source: RefSeq, a predicted model, not a curated record
UGUCUUAUUUGGGGACUGUGCUGCUGUUUAGGUGUGGUGUACAGUGUACUGCACACUUUUUACCUCUUGUACAUGCCAAAUAAUCCAGAAGAGGUUGAAACUUGGUUUGUCUUUGCAAAGAAAACGAUAGCUGGCGAACCCGACCAUCCUGCUUUAGGAGACGUGAUACGUAUGACCUUUGGAAAAUUACUAUGCACGCUACAGCUAUUAGCGCCGCAAAUGAUCAUUCUGCUUGGUAUAAUUAUGCUAGCAUGUUUAUGGAAAAAGCUGAAUGCUGACCUUUCUCAAAUCACAACAGAAACACCAACAGAGCAGUUACGCCUCAUAAAUAAACAAUACCGGGAUAGCCAUCGUAUUCUGCACGUGCUAAAUGAAGCGUUUUCGAUGAUAAUUUUGGUGAAUUGUGCAGUAGAAUUGCUGAUCAACGUCGCAAUUGUGGCUUAUUUAUUACGCAUCGGUGAAAGCCGUCAAGACGACAGCAUCCAAAGAAUUGUUUUUGAAGCAAUCGGGGCGGGUAAUAUGAUCUUUAGAAUUUCGGCAUCGAUUUUUUGUGAUGAACAGGCAAAAGCAAUGCGAGAUCGUAUCAAAGAAAACCUCCUCUUCGUGGACAACAAGAACAAGGAAAGGGUCGAUUACACAAAGGAAUUUUGCAACGAAAUAGCCAACAACGAUAAUGCGCUCUCUAGCGCUGGCUGCUUUUUGCUGAAUAAAGAAUAUGUUGUCAAAUGCUGUGGAUUGCUGCUGACGUAUUUUCUGUUGGUGUACCAGGCAUGGGAAGGAAAGCACGACAAUGCGGAAUUAUCGAAAUUAAUUCUUAACAGCACUGCUGUUCUUCAAGAAAAAAUAGAUAACUUAAUACGGCAUGCACCAGUACAUUGA